CGCACACACUCAGCUCUGCUCUCAUUGGUUGCGGGCAGGAGCGCCCAUCCAAUCACACCGAUGACACCACUCAAGUCAGUGACAGUCUGUAGGCCGGUGUCGUAGAGCCUUCGCUACCGCGGAGCCGAACGGAGCGUGAAGUUAUGCAGUGCUAAACUACGCUGGUCAGUGCGCAUCCACGGCGCGGGCGCGAGUGGAACUCAGAACCUUGGAGAAACAAGCAGGCUAGCCUAUGAAUUUGCUUGCUCUGCUCUACGUUUCGAAAUAGCGUGGCGUUCGUUUUCUUGGGUGACUGAUACCACUAGCUCCAAGCCUUUUUAUCUAAACGUUGUGUGUUAUCGUUCAAUAAGAACUGGCGUUUCUCACCGUCAUUUGAGUCUACGGUCUUGAAUGAUGGAAAAUCUUACUGCGAAGCAAGUGGUUUCGUACCUAUCUCAGGCCUGCCCUGAUGUUGCACCUGAAAGUAUCAAGAAAAUAGAAGAUGCUAGGGUUACUGGCAAGAGGGCUGUCAAAUGGACUCUUUCGGACUGGUCUGCAAUGGGUCUAUCUUACGGUGAUGUCGUCGACAUCAAGGCGGCUAUCCAUGAUUAUAACGAUAAAUUGCCAGUUGAUGACAGCUCUGAGCUGAAAAAGACAUUUCAGGAGAGAACUGCAUCGACACUAGCUCAAGAUGAAACAGUAGCAACCUUAGGGAGUACAACAACGACUCUCGAUGGAACAUCGUCAACAGUGACUCCAGGGGAAUCAAGUCCCGGUAGUGAACAUGGAUCUUUUACUGACAUGAACUUAAGUGACUACCUUAAUGAAGAGGAUUCGUCAAGUACUGUCAGCUCUGUUGAUGGUUUUCAAGGCGUUGAAAAUUACUUUACUGCCCUUGAGAUUAAAAAAAUGAGUUCUCAUCAGAAAAGAAGUUAUGUUUCAGCAAAGCAAUUAUAUGUUGAUGCAACUAAAUUAGGUCUGCAUCCUAAACCUCCAUUUUUUAUGAUGCCUAAUCGUUUAGAAUCUUCUGAACCAAAGAAACCAGCUGAGAAGAGAAAGGUUUGUCUUGAGCAUGAGUCAACUAAUUCAACAACCAGCUUCUGCAAUACAUCUAAGACCCAAGAUAUUUCAAAUAUUGCCUCAACAAGCAACUCAAGAGCAGGCUGUAGUCCACAGAGUUCAUCAGCAAGUGGUAGCAGUUCCAGUUCAAUUACUGUUCCAACAAGUAACUCAAGAGCAGGCGGUGGUAAACAGAGUUCAUCAGCAAGUGGUAGCAGUUCUAGGCCUAGUAUGCAGAGACCAUCGACAAGUGGCAGUAGUGCAGGCUACCGUAAACGGAGUUCGAGCAGUUCUUUCAAAUAUCUGUCAAAAAAGAAGAAGACUUCUAUAAAGCGACCCAAAGUUAGACUCAGUGAAGCUGAAUUGAUUGCAAGCCUGCCAUCUUUUGAUGUUGAAUCUAUCUUGGGCAGCAUGAAAAAACCAGGGAUCAAAGCUGUCAAGAAGAAACUUGAUAAGGAUGGCAUUGUUUAUGACAAGGAUAGGAAGUUACUUAUGCGUGUGCUAACAAGAUGGCUGCAUUAUGAACAUGUAAAAGAAAUAAAGCUAGUGACUAUGGACAUGAAGGAGGGACUCGCUGCCAGCAUAGUGCAUAAGUAUCCCCUUUUCAAGGAUAGCCAUCCUACAAAACCUUCUUGGUGGCGGAUCUUGGACAGAGAAGGGCCAGCAGGAUUCAUCGCCAACUGCUGUGUCAAUAUUCUUCGGAGUGCGGACCCGUCGGAACGCCUUCGUGGCGGGGGAAAGAGAAGUGAAAGUAGAGUAUCAAGUGAUGAAGCAGAAGAAGAGGAGAUAGAAGAUGAUCCAAACAAUGAAAAUGCUUAUAAUGACAAAAAUGCUUCAUGGAUGAACCUGACAAUGCCUUUUGCUGCUAACAAGAAGUCUCUGGUGAAAGGCAUGCAAGAUUCAUUUCCAGUGAGACGCAAAUGGAUUCUUAAUAUGCAACCUACAGUGGCUCAAGUUUUAGCCAAAUACCUUCAUUUGAUGUCCUUUGGAGGUGAAAUGCUUGUGCAAGAGUUUGAGCUCAUUCACCCCGAGAAAGGUAAUCUUUUCACCCAAAACUUUCCUUUGCUAAUGGAAAAAUUGGAUGAACAGAUUCAAGAAAUGACCCUUGAAACUGACAUUGGAUUAGAUGAAUCAAAAGUCUUGAAGGCAUGCAUGCUUAUAGCAACUGCUUUGCCACGACCUAAUUUGGCUCGAUUCAGGAGGUACGGACGGAACAAAGCAAGGGAAAGUGUGAUGCCUCAGUUAGAAGACUUGGUCCAGUUCAUUCCGGUGGGAUGCAAUGUUGAAACAAUGGCCAGAGAAAGAAGAGAAAAUGCUUCUGGCCCUGUUCAGCCCUAUCUAUUAGCUAUGGUGCCUGACAAUGAAGUGUCCAAACAAUUUUUAGUAGCUGACAGUAAAUUUAUUGAGCUGGGGAGUAAUUCUCUAAUGUUUGGAUUAGAUGUUCUAUUUAAAGCAUACCAUGUUUUUAAUGCUGAAUAUCCCCUGGGAUGGAAAUCUUUCUGGGAGGUGGUGGAGCACGGGGUUCUUGGCAUAGAGAAACAUAAAUUGUCCAACGCUGGAAAGGAAUUUUUUACCCGCCAUGGGUUUGAUUUGUAGCUUGAUUUCAGUGUUUGAUUUCUCAAGCCUUUUUCUUUGAUUUUUCUGACUAAAUAUGAUGGUGUCAUUUUGAAUUUUGAUAAUUUUUCUUCAUUUUGUUGAUUUUGUGACAGUCCUUUAUUACUG
Messenger RNA from Thrips palmi, 2760 nucleotides. RefSeq lists its product as uncharacterized. Lineage: Eukaryota; Metazoa; Arthropoda; Insecta; Thysanoptera; Thripidae. Bases 391 to 2634 code for a protein of 747 amino acids. Gene Ontology annotation, biological process: regulation of DNA-templated transcription. The transcript is spliced from 16 exons. The record is from RefSeq and is a predicted model, not a curated record.